Molecule: messenger RNA, 2016 nt
Organism: Triticum turgidum subsp. durum (durum wheat)
Lineage: Eukaryota; Viridiplantae; Streptophyta; Magnoliopsida; Poales; Poaceae
Source: the annotation of a GenBank genome assembly
AUGGAUUUCGACAGGGCCAUGGCAAGCAUGGCAAGGAGUGCAGCCUUCGAUCGGUCGGGAGCCUCUGUGCCGCGCUCGGGCGGAAACCUGUCUAGCGACACCAAAGCCGUCCUCUGCCUUGGGGCAGCCGCUGCUGUGGGCUCGGCAGCGUGGAGGUACUACCAACGCCGUGCGUGCCUGCUGAAGUUCGGCCGGGACAUGACGGCAUCGGCUGGAAAAACCGAUCCGGUGAUCGGCCGCGACGACGAGAUUGACCGUGUCGUCUCCAUCCUCUGCCGCCGGACCAAGAACUGCGUCGCGCUCGUCGGCGCUGCAGGGGUAGGCAAGACGGCCGUCGCCGAGGCCCUCGCCCAACGCAUUGCCGCCAGGAUGGUCCCCGACGUUCUUGCCGGCGCGCGCGUCAUUGAGCUCGACGUCGGAGCAUUGGUGGCUGGGACCAAGUGGCGUGGCUCCUUCGAGAGACGCAUGAAGGAUGUGAUAAAGCAGGUGGAGGCCGCGGACGGCAAGGUGAUUCUGUUCAUCGACGAGAUGCACAUGCUUCUUGGUGCCGGGCGCUCCAGGAAGAGUGCCAACGAUGCUGCCAACAUGCUGAAGCCAGCAUUGGCCCGUGGCCGUAUCCGCUGCGUGGGUGCCACAACUUUCGAUGAGUACCGUAAGUACAUCGAGAAGGAUGCCGCACUGGAGCGGCGGUUCCAAAAGGUGCAGGUCGAGGAGCCGAGCAUGGACACAACCAUUGAGAUUCUGCAGGCGCUAAAGAAGCGGCACGAACGGCACCAUGGCUUGGAAAUCCAGGAUGCAGCUCUUGUUGCUGCUGCACAGCUUGCUGGCCGCUAUAUCACCGGUCGUCAGUUUCCUGACAAGGCAAUUGAUCUAAUUGACGAGGCAUGCGCCACUGCAAGCAAAAAGAUGAGGCAGAUUAACCGCCAAAAGGCGGAAGUGAACACUAAAAAAAGUAGCUCUGCAAAUGCAAGGAAGGAAGCAAUUAUCACCCCAGAUCAUGUCGCACAAGUUGUGAGCCGAUGGACUGGAAUUCCCGUCACCGCACUUAAUCAAGAGGAGAAGGAUAAGUUAAUCUGCCUAGCGGACAGACUGCAUGAGCGAGUUGUUGGCCAGGAUGAAGCCGUCAACCUAGUUGCAGAUGCAGUGUUACGUUCUAGAGCUGGCCUUGAUCAUCCUGGCCAGCCCAUAGGCUCUUUCCUCUUCUUGGGCUCAACUGGUGUUGGAAAGACAGAACUCGCAAAAGCUCUUGCCGAGCAGCUAUUUGAUAGCGAGAAGAUGUUGGUUCGCUUUGACAUGUCUGAAUAUGUCGGGAGUAGUUCUGUGUUGCGUCUCGUUGGAGCACCUCCAAGCUAUCGUGGCCAUGAGGAUGGUGGACAACUGACUGAGAAAGUUAGGAGGAACCCGUACAGUGUCAUCCUUUUUGAUGAGGUGGAGAAGGCAGAUCCCUCGGUGUUCAAUAUUUUUCUUCAAAUCCUUGAUGAUGGCAGGUUGACUGAUGGCAGAGGCCAGACUGUAGAUUUCAAGAAUACCAUCAUCAUCAUGACCUCAAAUCUUGGAUCUGAUUACCUAAUAUCAAAGACGGCUAGAAAAAACACAACCGAAUCUACACGGGAACUUCUCAUGGAACAGGUUUGCAAGCACUUCAAGCCUGAGCUUCUGAACAGACUGAGUGAGAUCGUUAUAUUUGAGCCGCUUUCGCACGACAAACUGAAGGAGAUAAUGAAAAUCCAGAUGAAGAGCAUUAUGGCCAGAGUAGCUACCAAGGGCAUCUCUCUUUCUGUUAGUGAUGCCGCGUUGGACACCAUCUUAUCGGAAUCAUACAACCCAACCUACGGUGCAAGACCCAUAAGAAGGUGGAUGCAAAAGAAUGUGAUGACAACGCUUUCCAAGAUGUUGGUCAAGGGAGAAGCCAGUGAAGGCUCAACAAUCUGCAUUGAAGUUACUGACGACAAGAAGGGUUUGAAGUAUCAAGUGGUGAAGAAGGAGGUGAGCCUAGACCAGCGCGGACUUAGCUAG